This is a messenger RNA of Girardinichthys multiradiatus, 2932 nucleotides long. RefSeq names its product transmembrane protein 98-like. The transcript has 7 exons. NCBI's taxonomy places the organism in Eukaryota, Metazoa, Chordata, Actinopteri, Cyprinodontiformes, Goodeidae. Bases 216 to 890 code for a protein of 224 amino acids. Gene Ontology annotation, cellular component: endoplasmic reticulum. The record is from RefSeq and is a predicted model, not a curated record.
AGCAGCUGCUGGAAUUUCAGUGCGCGUUCACGUCUCAGGUCUGGGGAUGGUGGUGCCGUCUCCGCGCCCCCGCCGCCGGAGUUAAAACUUUUUUGACUCUUAAAAGGAAUCUACAAAAACAGUCAAAAUGUACAAACAAUCAGCCAAACCUUGAUUGGACUCUUUUCUUCUUGACGAGUUGCUGCAGUCAGAGGCUGUGGGACUUAGGGUUCUCCAUGGAGACAGUGGUGAUCGUGGCCAUAGGGGUGUUGGCCACCAUCUUCCUGGCCUCCUUCGUUGCUCUGGUGGUGGUGUGCAGACAUCGCUACUGCCACCCUCACGACCUGCUGCACCACUUCGACUGCAAGCCCACAGUGGAUCUGAUUGGAGCCAUGGAGACACAGAGUGAGCCCUCGGAGCUGGAGUUGGAUGAUGUGGUCAUCACAAACCCUCACAUCGAAGCCAUCUUGGAGAAUGAGGACUGGAUCGAGGAUGCAUCCGGCUUGGUGUCACACUGUAUCUCUAUUCUAAAGAUCUGCCACACUUUGACUGAAAAGUUGGUGGCCAUGACAAUGGGAUCAGGGGCAAAGGUCAAAGCACCCGCCAGUUUGAGUGACAUCAUUACAGUGGCCAAACGGAUUAGUCCAAGAGUGGACGAUGUGGUCAGGUCUAUGUACCCACCUCUGGAUCCAAUCCUCCUGGAUGCCAGAGCCACUGCUUUACUCCUUUCAGUCAGCCACCUGGUGCUGGUGACCCGCAACGCCUGUCACAUGUCUGGCAGCAUGGACUGGAUUGACCAGUCGCUUCACGCGGCGGAAGACCACAUGGUGGUUUUGCGUGAGGCGGCACUGGCUUCUGAACCAGAGCGAAUCCGACCUGGAGCUGAUGCUCAGAGAGAACAGGCCAUUUGAGACAUAAACCUAAAGCAGCACAAAUCUGCAGUAUUCUGUUUUGAAAAUUCAGUUCAGACUUUCGUUGAAACAUCUAGCCAACAAUAAAAACCAUCCACUUCAACAGUGACCUAGUGGUAUGUAAUAAAUUAGACAUUUCAGUUUUACAUCUGUUGCUCCCGAGUGAACAAAAUAUGAGCAAAAUGUCUAGAGAAACUUUGUCUCAAAUGCUCCGUCCAGCGGUGAGCCUAAAUCCAGUCCGACCAGCACUGCAGUCACAAGGAGGCUUAGUCAGCUAAUCCAUCCUGACGAAAAUAACGUCCAUCAGCCAGUUAACCUGAAGGUGCUCCAACUCACUGUAUCACAGUAAAAGAAGCCUAGCUUGCUUAGUAUGUGUGGGGUCAGUGUGACUUUAGGAUUCAGUGAAAAAAACACAUUGUUCAAAUACUCUGAUGCUAGCAGAAGAGACAAGAUACUCGGCAAGUUUUUAUUAUUUUUUUCCCUCACAUGUUUUAGAAGUGUAACUCUCACUAUGGCUGACCAAUUUAGCUCAAAAUUUAUAUUAUGUAAAUAAUGCAGAUAAAAAUGCUGGACAUUGUCCUUCUGGAGAUUCUAGUAAAGAGCAAAAUUAUUUUUGCCAAUAAUUACUGCGAGUUAUCCAGGUCCUGAAGCAGCAAAGCAGGACCAGACCACACGACAUCCACCAUUUUAGAUUGUCAGUAUGAUGUUUUUUUUCUGAAAGGCUGUUAGUUUCCCAUCAGAUGUAAUAGGACACACACUUCCCAAGAAGUUCCACUUUUGAAAAUUUCCCAAGAGUCUAGAGGGAUCACGUGGAGACAAAAGCAAUGAAAAGCCUUUCAGAAAGUUUUUAUUUUAUGGGAAAAAGAUAGGCCUUUGUAUUAUUUUUCAUCAGCAGUGGUUUUGGCCUUGUAACUCUUCCAUGGAUUCCUCCUCCUUAUUGGUAAACAAUUAACACUGACCUUAACUGAGGCAAGUAAGGCCUGCAGUGCCUUAGAUGUUGUCCAGGUUUCUUUUGUGACCUCCUGGAUGGCUGUCUGUCCACUCUACUGGGAAGGCUCACCACUAUUCCAUGUUUUCUCCAUUUCUGGAUAAUGGCUCUCACUGUGGUAGCCUGGAGCCCCAAAAGCUUUAGACAUUUUUUUGCAAUGCUAUCCAGACCUAAUAAAAAUUUUUACCCAUCUCCCUCUGAAUUUAUUUAGAUCUAGACAUGCAUGCAUGCAUUACGUCCACUUGUCAGACAGGUUUUUACAUGCUGCCAAGUUGGUUUGAAUAGCUUUUUGUCCCAAAUGAACAAAAUUAUGAUUUAAAAACUGCAUUUUGUAUUUUCUCAUGUUAUCUUUGUCCAAUAUUAAAAUACAUUUUGUGAUCUGAAACACUUAAUUGUGAUGAAAGCAGAAAUUCGUAAGGGUGCAGAAACGUUUUACAGCACUGUAUUGGUAUGUCAUGAAGACAAUAUCUGUUGACAGAGGUGAAGCAGAAUUAGCUUGUUGCUUUGGGCCGGAGGGAUGUUAUUGGAGCAUGUCUACCUGCUCCCUCAUGCAUAGCUAAUACUGAAUCCCCAAGCAGCAGUAAUAAGGCAUUACCCACAGACGAUGUGAACCCACUGCCCUCAACUACAGCCCCCAUGGUUUUGUACACAAAGUCUUGGCAAAAAAUAACAGUUGGAUGACAAAUGAUAAAUACAAAUAUAUUUGGUGACAAUCAGAAAAUGUGGGCAUAGAGCAGAUGUUUUCUACUAGGUUUAUAAAAGUAAUGCAAGAACCACAGCUCUGAGCACAGAUUGUUUCUUGUAAAUGUACAAAUGAAAGAACACAGGUAGACAUUUUUUUGCCUUAUUUUGUUUCCAUGUUUAUAUGCAUUGACAUUUUUCCCUAUUUUUAUUCAAUAUUUUUUUUUUGCUUAUUGCCAUAAUUUGUAUUUUUCACUAUCUUGUACAGAAACAAAUUCUCCUACAGGAACCAUAUAGUUACUAUAGGAAAAUAAUUUUCCAGUUAAAAGUUCACACAGUCUGACAUAAAUAAAGUGAUUUUUCUUUCUCUGUU